Messenger RNA from Trametes versicolor FP-101664 SS1, 1600 nucleotides. RefSeq lists its product as uncharacterized. NCBI's taxonomy places the organism in Eukaryota, Fungi, Basidiomycota, Agaricomycetes, Polyporales, Polyporaceae. The record is from RefSeq and is a predicted model, not a curated record. The transcript has 6 exons. The coding region runs from base 400 to 1395 and encodes 331 amino acids.
AUGGCGAUCCAGCACACAUGCUGUUAUGCGCAACCCCGGCGAAUCCACCCACCCGGAAGCUGCCUCACAAUCCCCGGGGCAGUGUGAACUGGCGUCAUACCGCGGGUCAAACCGCCGGACACACUGGUGGGCAUUAAGCACAGCGUCGACUUCGGCGGCGUGCAUUGGGUAACCGUCGCCACUCAACGGCCGCGACACGCUUCAAGGCGCGGCGACAUAUCCUGUAUCGGCGUGUCAGCGGAGGAACGGAAGCGUACCAUGGCAGGCGGGGACUUCGAGAAGCGGAGGAGCGCAUGCGACAUCUGUAUUGCGAUCGAUUCGUUAAGUACCAAGCGGCCUCCCCGAUCCUGAGCUAGUGCUAGUGCGCCGCGACCUCUUCCCUGCAAGCUCACCGCGAUCAUGGCUGGUUCGCUCUUCCAGAACGCCUACUAUGUAGUCAACAUGAUCAACGCCAUCCUCUACGGCGUCGAGCUCGUCUUGUACUUCCGGAUCCUGCGACAUGUGUGCCUUAGCGGAAAGCGCACGCCCAUGGACAAGUUCCUCACUGUGUUCAGCACCGCGCUCGUUCUCCUCAACACAAUAUACUGGACGACACAGGCGUACUUCGGUGAAAUGAUGUGGGUUAUACAUGCGGACUACCCUGGAGGACAGGACGCGUAUUGGAACGACUUCGCGUCGGUGUGGUACCAGACCUGGGGCACCGUCGCGUGCGUGAUGUGCAACCUCAUGAACGACGCGCUCCUGGUGUACAGGUGUUUCGUGAUUUGGAAUAGCCGUAGGAUCAUCAUUCUCCCAGUCAUCCUAUGGUGCGCAUCACUAGCGUUCGCCUUUGGCCUGCUCUACGAGUCCGGGCGCCCGAACGGCAAUUAUUUCGCCGGCAUCGCGACGCGCUUCGUGACUGCGUACACCGCGUCCACAUUCGCCUUCAACGUGAUCGUCACCGCGCUCAUCGUCGGGCGCAUCGUCACCGUCGGGCGCCGGCUUGGCUACGCCACGAGCGGGAAAGGCGGGGGCGGCGAGUUCCGCGCGUACACGGGCGCGGUCGCGAUCGUCGUCGAAAGUGCGCUGCCGUUCACGGUCUUCAGCGCCGCGUAUCUCGUCACGUACGGGAUCGGGAGCGACAUCGCCGUCGCGUUCUCGUUCUACGCCAUGUUCACCUGCAUCUCCCCGCUUCUGAUCACGCUCCGCGUUCUGUCGCGCCGCGCGUGGACACGAGACUCCUGCACGCUCUUCACUACCACGAUCAGCUACCGCGGCGCGACCGACUACGUCACCACGACGGGCGCGCUCCCCCUAGGGGAUCUCCCAGAGAAGGGCGCGCAGGAUCUCGACGACACGAAACACGAUGCAGCCUCGGAUGUACGAGAAAUCGACAUCGCAAGGCUUCCCGUCUGAGUCUCAAGCUCAGCACUAGGAUCGGACAAUGUGCUUGGGGACGGACUUCACUGAUGUAUGUUACUGUACUUGUAUUCUACCUAGCCCGGGGGUUCUUCGCCACAGCAGAGAUCUCAUAAAAGCAACAUACGGCCCAUGUACUAUGCAAUCGUAGUACGUGUAGUGAAAUGUAAUACUGGAAAUUGGGACCCAUUAUGAAGAGGUC